AUGGAUAUCCAGAAGUACACCGACCGCUUCACAGAGCUGUCUAAAUUUGCUGGUACUGUCAUUCCCGCCGAAGCUGAGAGGGUGAAGAGAUAUAUAAAGAAGAUGAAUCCGAGGGUAAGGACUCUGGUGCUGUGUUCGGGGGUUACCACUUUUCAAGCUGCUUAUGAGAUGGCCCUGAUUGUCCAUGCAUCAGUCAAAGAGGAAGAAGCUAUUAAGGUUGCUCCUGUGAGGAAGCCUUUUCCGUUUGUUGCUCCAGGUCCAGCUAAGAAGCCGAGGUUUGAACAAAGUUUUUGUGGUGGGUAUCAAGGCUCCAGUUCUAGGCAAAGUGUUGAUCCGUCCAAGUGUCGGAGGUGGGAGAAGCCUGUGCAUCUAGGGAAGGACUGUGAUGGAGCUGCUAUUGUCUACUUCUACUGUAGGGAAGUGGGUCACAAGAGUUAUGAGUGUUCCAAGAAUCCGAGGGCUACAGCUAAGCCUCCUGUUCCUCCUAGUCUUUCUGCUCCGCCGAAGAAUCGUGUUUACAGCAUGACUCAUUCCGACGCCGAUGUUCAUCCCGACGUCGUCUCUGGUAUCUUUCUUGUUAAUUCUGUCCCUGCUUUUGUGUUGUUUGAUUCUGGUGCUUCCGUGUCAUGUGUGUCUAAUUCUUUUGUCAAGAAAGCUAACCUGUCUUCGAGUUCUCCUAUUCAAACUCUUAUAUCUCUACCUUAUGGGGAGAACUACCCUUGUCUUGUCGAGUAUCGUGGAGUGCCUAUCUCUGUGUUGGGUAUUGAUCUUCCGGCCGAUCUCAAGGCAUUCCCCAUGAUUCAUUGUCGCGAUAAAAAAACGACUCUUCGUAGUCCGUGUGGCAAGCGUAUCUCCUAUAGUGGAUUGGUGUUGAAGAAAGGGGUGAAAAUCGUAUCUGCUCUCAAAAUGCAAAAGCUCCGUCAGAAUGGGGAGCAAGUGUUCCUCUGCAUGGUGAAAGAUUUGAGCCAAGAGAUGAAAUUGGAGGAUAUUCCCGUUGUCCGUGAGUAUCCGGACGUCUUUCCCAAUAAGCUACCAGGUAUCCCUCCUGAGAUAGAGGUCGAGUCAGCAUUGACCUGA
Molecule: messenger RNA, 1077 nt
Organism: Beta vulgaris subsp. vulgaris (sugar beet)
Lineage: Eukaryota; Viridiplantae; Streptophyta; Magnoliopsida; Caryophyllales; Amaranthaceae
Exons: 2
Coding region: 1-1077 (358 amino acids)
Biological process (GO): proteolysis
Molecular function (GO): nucleic acid binding; zinc ion binding; aspartic-type endopeptidase activity
Source: RefSeq, a predicted model, not a curated record